AUGUAUUGCACGCUGAACACACACAAACUGGAUGUGGACAAAGUGCUUGGAUACGAAAUUGGUCUAAACGACUUCAUCUUCGCACACGUUCGGGGUCAGCCGAAGGAGAUCACGAUGCGCAAACAAUGCGAUUCACUUGGCAUGACACUUGCGGACACCGGGUGCGGCACAGUGUUCAUCAAGCGCAUCCAACCAGGUGGCACUAUAGCCCACGUAUCGGAGUGCAGUGGAGGAUUGCUUGAAGUCGGAGAUCAGGUAGAGAGGGUCAAUGAUGUCUCCUUUGUGGGCAGGCGGCACCACGAAUUGGCAGCAUACCUCAAACGCAUUCCGAUCGGAUCAACAUUUAUGCUACGUGUCGUUUCUCCCGAAAAAUCAUCCAUAUGUAAGUGA
Molecule: messenger RNA, 390 nt
Organism: Dicrocoelium dendriticum
Lineage: Eukaryota; Metazoa; Platyhelminthes; Trematoda; Plagiorchiida; Dicrocoeliidae
Source: the annotation of a GenBank genome assembly